CCGAUAACCGAUAGUCGCGGGAUGCCAUCUCUGUUUCAAUAUAUAUAUUUAUGUUUUUGUUACUUUUAAAAAGCAACUUAUACUAGAUGUAAACGUGUGGACGAAUGGAAAUAUCCAUAAACGUGUUUGUUUUCCUGCUCUACACUCUGGUCGUGAUCUACCUUCAGCACUUCGUCAACAAGUACACGGAGCUCGUGCGCAGCCUCUAGAUGCUGGGACUUCAGACGUAUGCCAGUUCCUCCUCGGAGGGCGAA
This is a messenger RNA of Drosophila suzukii, 254 nucleotides long. RefSeq lists its product as uncharacterized. The record is from RefSeq and is a predicted model, not a curated record. NCBI's taxonomy places the organism in Eukaryota, Metazoa, Arthropoda, Insecta, Diptera, Drosophilidae.